Prunus armeniaca (apricot) is the source of this 846-nucleotide messenger RNA. The record is from the annotation of a GenBank genome assembly. NCBI's taxonomy places the organism in Eukaryota, Viridiplantae, Streptophyta, Magnoliopsida, Rosales, Rosaceae.
AUGCUCAGCCUACUCCGCCGGUCUUUCCCAAAGCUCCGGUUCAAACCCGGUUAUAUAUUCGGCUAUCCAGGCCCUAUUACGACCCGUCGCCAGUACGCCUUCUCCACCGCCACCGGUCUCUAUGGCUUCGACCACUUAAAAACCCCCAAAGGCUUUCGACGUUUCGUCGACGAUGCUAUCGAAAGGUCCGGAGAGCUGGUUGCAUACAUCUCAGGGAUGCCUUCCUCAGCGGAAAUAAUAAGAGCCAUGGAUGAGAUUUCUAACACAGUCUGUUCUGUCAUUGACUCCACGGAGCUUUGUAGACAAACCCAUCCUGACAGGGAAUUUGUUGAGGAGGCGAUCAAAGCUUCAAUAAGAGUUAAUGAAUAUCUACAUCCGAGCAAGAGGGCAACUUGCUCACUGACGAAGCUCAUAGGGUCGCGCAUUACCUCCGCCUUGACUUUUGAGAGGAGUGGGAUUCAUCUUUCUGCUGAGAAUGUAGAUAGAGUGAACCGGCUGAGUAUAGAAAUUUCCCAAUUGUGCAGACAGUUCAAUCAAAAUAUCGUCAAUGACCCGGGAACUGUGGAUAUUUUCCCAGUGUCACAUAUGCCCCAAAAUUUGCACCAUCUUCUUAAGCCCAUCUGUCGUUCAACAUCUGUAGUUUCAAAGGACUUGUGGAGGCCCAGGGGUACCAUGAAUGAGAAGGGGUUUCAUAUAACAACAGACCCGCACACUCUAUCUUGUGUUCUGCAAGGGGCACCAAAUGAUGAGGUCCGGAAAAUGACAUAUAUCAAAGGAAAUUCUGUUCCUCAUGCAAACCUUGGUGUUCUUGAUCAACUUAUAGCUUCCCGCCAUGAGUUUGCUUAG